Messenger RNA from Pygocentrus nattereri (red-bellied piranha), 1431 nucleotides. RefSeq names its product thioredoxin domain containing 12 (endoplasmic reticulum) (gene txndc12). Gene Ontology annotation, cellular component: endoplasmic reticulum. The coding region runs from base 106 to 624 and encodes 172 amino acids. The record is from RefSeq and is a predicted model, not a curated record. Lineage: Eukaryota; Metazoa; Chordata; Actinopteri; Characiformes; Serrasalmidae. The transcript is spliced from 7 exons.
GCGGGGUCUUGUUUAUCCGGAUGAGCGGAUGGACUCGUCCCUCCUCGGGCAGCUGGACUCGCCGCAGUUGGGUUUCUCCUUCGACGCUAACGCCUGAGUGAAACCAUGCAGUCGGCUUUCCUCAGCGUCGCUUUGCUUACGUUCGCACCAUUUGUCCUCCUAACGCAGCUCGGACGGGUUUCAGCCGACGGGCCGGGGAAAGGGUUUGGCGACCACAUCCACUGGAGGAGUCUGGAGGAUGGGAAGAAAGAGGCUGAAGCAAGUGGGCUGCCGGUCAUGGUCAUCAUCCACAAGACCUGGUGUGGUGCCUGUAAAGCACUGAAGCCGAAGUUCGCUGAAUCUAAGGAGAUCUCGGAGCUGGCUCACAACUUCGUCAUGGUUAACUUGGAGGAUGAAGAGGAGCCAAAAGAUGAAGCCUUCAGCCCAGAUGGAGGUUAUAUUCCCAGAAUACUCUUUCUGGAUCCCAGCGGUAAAGUCCGUGCUGAGAUCACAAACAAGAACGGGAACCCAAACUACAAGUUUUUCUACAGCAAUGCAGAUCAAGUGGUGGCCAGCAUGAAGGAGGCUCAGGAGAAGCUGACCGGAGAUGCCUUCAGAAAGGCCCACAUGGGCGACGAGCUGUGAGAAGCGCGGCCACAACACUACAUCACUUUCAAACCACUGUUUGCACUGGGGCCAGCCCAAACCUCAACUCCUCGUUUCAGUUUAUGUGGUCCACUUUAGCGGAGCGGAUUCGCUCUCCGUCCACUGUUCUCCAUGUUUUCAGUCGUUGCAAAGUACCCGCUCUCCGUAAAAUGGCAUAAAUCGAACCAAAGCAUUCUACUUAGCUGUCCAUUUGUUAAAGGUGCUACUGGGUUUGGUCAUCUGACAUUAUGCUGAGGUUCUGUUUGUUAUGCCCUCAUAUAAAUGUUUCGUUGAGCUCAGAGCAAUAUGUCUGCAUACCGCCCUCCUACUGCAUUUUUAAUAGGCGAUUUUGUUCAAAAUUAAACUACUGACUACACUUGAGACGAUGAAACCGUUAUCACGUGCUUCCAAGCUCCAUCUCAUGCUGCAGAAUGACAACACAGUGGCCAGCCACAUGAACAAAGGGCCUUACUUCCCCCACCCAAGCGUGAUGAGCUUAAAAUUUUGUAUUUCUGACUUUAACAGUCCUAAAAUGAUGAGAUUAUUCUAACGAGUAUAUUUCUUAUCCUGCCAAUUUGUGUAAUCCAGUCAGCAGUAUGGAUUUGCCUCUGGUUUUAUAAGACUUCAGAUUUUUACUGUAGUAAAUGCCUAUUAAUAGAAAUGUGAAGGGCCAGUGACACGAGCUGGUGUUUAAAGCGUUUUCUAAAGAGGGAAUAAUCUGUGUGAAAGUGUCUUUGCCAUACUGUAUUUUUUACAUGUAUGUAUAUGGCCAAGUGUACAAUUAAAGUUGGUACUUGAUUAAGGUUA